This is a messenger RNA of Eimeria necatrix, 636 nucleotides long. Its product is annotated as SOH1 domain-containing protein, putative. Bases 1 to 636 code for a protein of 211 amino acids. The record is from RefSeq and is a predicted model, not a curated record. The transcript is spliced from 5 exons. Lineage: Eukaryota; Apicomplexa; Conoidasida; Eucoccidiorida; Eimeriidae.
AUGCUGCGUUGGCCUAGGCUGACAGCGCGUGUCUUCGUUUUAUUUCUCCUUUGCUUCUCACUUUAUUUUAUAGGGCCCGUGGCUGCGGUGCUUUACUUGCGUGGUUUUUCCAGCUUGCGUCGCCGUGCCACUGUUCAGGAGCAGCAGCAGGAUGUUGGAGUGUCUGUCCACUGGAGGGUUUUCUUUGCUGCCUCUCGCAGGGAGCGGCUGCUGCGCGAGCUGCAGCAGCUGCAGCAGCUGCAGCAAACCCUCCAGCAGCAGCAGCAGCAGCAGCAGCAGCACUUCAGACUUAGGCCUCAUGCUGCGCUGCGCCAAAGGAUUCUGAAAGAACUUUUCGGCUGGGAGAUCAUUUGCUUAAAUGCAACAAAGGUUGCUGCGCUGCUGCAUCCUGCUGCGGAGCAGCUGCUGCUGCAGCGCGUUGCUGCUGCAGCACGGAAGGCGCCGCUGCCUUCCAUUCUCACAGCAGCAGGAGCAGCAGCAGCAGGAGCAGCAGCAGCAAGAGCAGCAGCAGCAAGAGCAGCAGCAGGAGCAGCAGCAGCAGGAGUAACUUGGGAAACAGCAAAGGAGCCGCAGCUGCUGCGUGCUGCUGCUGCUGCGCAGCUGCAGCAGGAACUUUUCAUUAUUUUUAACGAAUAA